AAGAUUAAGCCCCAACCAAGUCUGAAAGAAUCAAGUCAUAAAUUAAUCAGUUACACUGGAAACAAUCUUGCUGUGUUAGGAACUACAGAACUAUGUGUAGAAUCAGAGACAAAUCAAUCUAGAAACUUAACUUUCUAUGUGGUAGACACAAAUCAACCAGGUCUUUUGGGACUCAAAGCAGCUCAGGAACUCGGGUUGAUAAAAAUCGUGGGAAAUACCAGAGCAGACUCAACGGCCAAGAAACCACCAGCACAUCUCAAAGAAGAAGUAUUCAAGAAACAUCAGAAAACUUCACUGGUUUGGGUCGUUUAG
Messenger RNA from Paramuricea clavata, 312 nucleotides. NCBI's taxonomy places the organism in Eukaryota, Metazoa, Cnidaria, Anthozoa, Malacalcyonacea, Plexauridae. The record is from the annotation of a GenBank genome assembly.